UUACAUUAUCAUUCAACAAGCCGAUUUGAAGAAAUGACAGUGAACCAUUUGCCUUUUAGAGAUAUGGCUGAUGAUGAUCUUGAUAUAGCCACGCAUGUGGUGACAGCAAUCCUCUAUGGAGCAGAUGCCUGCUUUGUGUUUGACAGAGAAGUUUCCUCAGAUGAGGACAAAAGCAAAGUAGAAGGAGAAGUAAAAGUGGCUCUUGAGAAACUACAGGGUGCUGUUUCAGUGGGUGCAAAUGCUGAUCUAAAGGUGAAUCACAGUCAGCAAACUGCAGUCAAAAAAUUCACAUGUACAUUUUAUGGCGACUUUCAGCUGCCGUCUAACCCAACGUCUUUUGAAGAUGCUUUGAAAAUUUUCACUGAUCUUCCAGAACUGCUGAAAGAUAAUCAAGAGCUGGCGAUUCCACUGAGAGUUUGGCUUUAUCCUCUGGACAAACUUCACAAAAGAGCUUCAAAACUUCAUAAAGACAUCAGCAUAGAUCUGAUCAUGAAGAUAGAAUCAGUGAUUGAGAGUUUAAAUACAGCUGAGAUGAAAUGCAGUGAUCUUCUGAAAGACUCGCCUGCUCAGACAUUUGCUGCAUUUCAUGAUAAAAUACUGAAAAUGAAGCAAAACUGCUACAUGUACAAGUUGAGGCUCAUGAAGAAUCUCGGCUCUUUGCUGCCAAACAUCCGUGGAGAAGUGAUGAAGGAAACCGCACUGAUUGAUCUUCUACAAGAACAUGACACAUCGCCAUUCAGAAGAAGUGAUCUUUCAGAAUGGCUGAAAGAGAGAGAAAGAGAGUCUGUGAUCAUAAAAACAGUCCUCAGACAGCUGAAUGAUUAUGGUGCGCAGGUGGAAGUUAACACAGAUGCCAUCUUGAUGGAUCUUGAGGUUGGGAAUCUGGUCAGUUACACAUUCACAUCACUGAACCACUCAGAUGUGCUUCUUCUUCAACAAGCUGCCUAUCUGAGUCCUUCAAAACAAGGAGAAACUGAUGAGAAGAGCCCUGAUUUCAAGCAAACGCCUUGGCUCACUCCUGAGACCCAAAAGUCCAUGAGGAGCUAUUUGGAGAUAUUUAAGAACUUAAUUGAUUCAGAAGACUGUAAACCAGCCACGUUUAUUGUGUCCUCAAAUGAAAUGGAGGAUAAUCCUGGUUCCUGCAUUGUUCUGUAUGAAAAUGGAUGUGAUAAAGCUCUUUGCUUUAUUCCUCCAUCCAAACCAGCCUGUCCAAUCACUGAAGAGGUCAAAGGUCAGAGUGUGGUUCUGAAGGUGUUUCCUCCAUCAUGUCCUGCUACAGUGGGGCUCAGAUUACUGUAUAAACCGAAGCAGGACACAGUUUGGAGAUCUGAACCUGUGCUGAAGGAUCAAGACACAGUUACUCUGACUGAUCUGAGAGAAGAAACUGAGUAUGAGAUCAAAUGUGGAGCGGUGGGGAAACUCAACUACACCAUAUACAGUGAUGUGAUCAGCGUUACCACAGGGGUAAGAUGA
This is a messenger RNA of Sinocyclocheilus grahami, 1473 nucleotides long. Its product is annotated as stonustoxin subunit beta-like. The annotation marks the transcript as partial. The transcript has a single exon. Lineage: Eukaryota; Metazoa; Chordata; Actinopteri; Cypriniformes; Cyprinidae. Gene Ontology annotation, molecular function: protein binding. The record is from RefSeq and is a predicted model, not a curated record.